AUGAGGUGGUGGUUGCCGUUGUUGUUUGUCAUAUAUUUGAGUGUCACUUCUGGGCAGGAUGCGGAUGCGAAUGAUGCAGCUCAUAUUGUUGCCUCUAAGUUUGCACUGUCUCAGUAUGCAGUUGAAGGAAUGGAUUAUGUUAUAGAUUAUCGUCUACAUAAUGUUGGUGAGAAGGCUGCUCUGCGUGUAACUUUAGAUGAUCGAGAUGGUUUUCCAACUCAGGCAUUUGAAAUCAUACGAGGGCUUUUGCAGGUUCGUUGGGAGAGAAUAAGUUCUGGCGGUAAUGUCUCACAUGCAAUUGUGGUACGUCCUCGUAUUGUUGGCGUUUUCAAUUAUUCAUCUGCUCUCAUCACUUAUUAUCCUAGCGAAGAUGCCAAGGAAGUACGGAUCAGCCACACGACUGCUCCAGGAGAAGGUUAUUUAAAGAAAAAUUUUUACCUCAUGUUAUCUUACACUUAUCAGAAAAAGGUUUAUGAUCAAAAGUUUUCGGCGAAAUUGGGUGUUUGGUUAGUAUUUUUAAUGCUUGUGGCGCCAUCGACAGUCAUUCCAUUUGCACUUUGGUAUCAUAGUAAAACCAAAUAUAGUCAGGGAGCGCCUUCAAAAAAAAGUAAAUAA
Thelazia callipaeda (thelaziosis nematode) is the source of this 615-nucleotide messenger RNA. Lineage: Eukaryota; Metazoa; Nematoda; Chromadorea; Rhabditida; Thelaziidae. The record is from the annotation of a GenBank genome assembly.